AUGAUCGUGUUUGCUUAUGAGGGUUGCGACCUAGAUCUCAACAGGAAGGAGGCAGCCGCUUCGGAGGUCUUUCGCGAUGGCCCGGCCGGCCGGGCCGGGAAGAAGAGGAAGGAGGCCACGGCGGAGAAGAAGAUGAAGGAGGCUGCCGUGUUAGAGUCGGGUGACGGUGCCCUCAAGAAGGAGGGUGAUAGCUUGUUCAAGGAGGGUGAGAUGCUGAAGCUGAGGGAGGAGUACUGGGAGGCAGCGCUUCUGUGGGAGGACAAGCUUGUCCCGGCGCUCCUGUGGAAGAUCACACAGGUGCCCACGAUCGACAAGAAGAAAAAGAAGGUGGUCAAGAUAAUUAUGCCCAAUGCUUACAUCGAUGACAUUAUCGAAAAUCCCGACAUGAUGAGAGAACUCUCUGAUGAGGAGAUGGCCGAGUGUCUUGAGGAAUACCGCCAAAGCUAUGCCAUUGCCAAGGUCAUGAAUGCUAAGAACCACGCAUAUCAGCAAGCCCUCAUCGCUCAGUACCGUGCUUUUGGCUUUGCCUAUGACGAAAAGGAGGUCAUAGACGAGGAGGAGGAGGAGGAGGUGGUGCUGAAGAACUAG
Miscanthus lutarioriparius is the source of this 588-nucleotide messenger RNA. The record is from the annotation of a GenBank genome assembly. NCBI's taxonomy places the organism in Eukaryota, Viridiplantae, Streptophyta, Magnoliopsida, Poales, Poaceae.